This is a messenger RNA of Pleurotus ostreatus (oyster mushroom), 918 nucleotides long. It is a transcript of the gene COQ3, whose product is annotated as Hexaprenyldihydroxybenzoate methyltransferase, mitochondrial. The record is from RefSeq and is a predicted model, not a curated record. NCBI's taxonomy places the organism in Eukaryota, Fungi, Basidiomycota, Agaricomycetes, Agaricales, Pleurotaceae. Gene Ontology annotation, molecular function: 2-methoxy-6-polyprenyl-1,4-benzoquinol methyltransferase activity. Bases 1 to 918 code for a protein of 305 amino acids. Gene Ontology annotation, biological process: ubiquinone biosynthetic process. The transcript has 4 exons.
AUGCAGUCAAUUCUUAGAAACUACAUCCGCCGACAUGCCACGGCAGCGACGCGCCAAAAUUCUUCAGUGAACGCGUCUGAGAUAUCCUUCUUCUCGAAGUUGUCUUCACAGUGGUGGGACGAGCAUGGCGAAUUCGCAUUCCUACACAGAAUGAAUCCCAUACGGAUGCAGUUCAUACAUGAGAAGGUUCGGGAGAUGGAUUGGGAGGACGGAGCGACCAGUGAGGAGAAGAUAUCGAGAAGAAGUGCGCUGGACGGCUUGAAGGUGCUAGACAUCGGUUGUGGUGGUGGGCUGCUUUCGGAGAGCCUAGCGCGUCAAGGGGCGCGCACCCUCGGUAUCGACGCAUCAGAAGCUAAUAUAGCGAUUGCAACCUUGCACUCCCAAGCCGAUCCCAACUUUCGUGUUUCAUCUGCCUCACCUUCGCCAUCCAACUUAUCAUACCGACAAAUUUCGGCGGAAUCGCUGCUGGCUGAGUCGGGCCCUGAGCAGUACGAUGUUGUUUGCUCGAUGGAGGUACUCGAGCAUGUCGACAACCCGGCGGACUUCCUGAAUUCGUGUGCCCAGCUAGUCAAGCCUGGGGGACAUCUAUUCCUCUCCACAAUCGCCCGCACCCCUCUUGCUUACUUCCUCACUAUCUUCACCGCCGAAACCCUCCUCCGUAAGGUCACUCCCGGCACGCACACAUACUCCAAGUUUGUCAACCCGGGAGAGUUGGUAGAAUAUUUUCAAAACUACCCUACAUCUCUCACCUCAAAAGCAACGACGACCGAGGCGGAAGUACGGGGCAUGAUCUACGCCCCUCUCCGGGCUAAGUGGCACCUCGCGUCACGUACCGCGUCUCUUUGGGGUGGCGAUCUUGUAAAUGGGUGUAAUUAUUUGUUCUGGGUCAGAAAGCCCAAUGUUAGUCCAUCACAAUGA